CCCUCAUUUCCUCUCUUUCUCUUUGUCCCCUCUGUCCUCGUGCGCUUCAUCUCCGAACAUUUCGCUCUUCGGUUUCAACCUCAAUACCAAUCUGUCUCUGAAAAAAACCUAACUUACAGAUCUUCACAAACCUCAAUUUUUCCGAUUUUUUUUUUUUUUUUUUGAAUUUCCAUUUUUAUGAACCUGUUUCGAUAUGACAUCAUAUGAUUGCAUUUCUUCUCUCUUCUUCUGUUCUGCUGUUUGAGAUCAGUUAGCAGCACCAAAGUUUGCACAGUGAAUAUUAAUGAUGGAUGUUGCUGAGGUUGAAGAAAAUCUGUUUGCAGCAAGUGAUGCCAAGUUACAUGGAGAAAUGUGCAAGGGUCUUUCUGCAAUAUAUUGCAAAAUAUUUUCAUUAUUUCCUUCUUUAGAAGCAGCUAGGCCUCGGAGCAAAUCUGGAAUUCAGGCAUUAUGUUCAUUGCAUGUAGCCUUAGAGAAGGCGAAAAAUGUUCUCCGGCACUGCUCAGAGUGUAGUAAACUUUACUUGGCUAUAACUGGGGAUUCUGUUCUUCUAAAAUUUGAGAAGGUUAAGUGUGCUCUUGAAGAUAGUCUUAAACAAGUGGAAGAUAUUGUUCCUCAAUCCAUUGGGUGUCAGAUUGAGGAAAUUUUGAAUGAACUUGCAAGUAUGGUAUUUGCACUUGACCCAUCAGAGAAGCAAGUUGGGGAUGAUUUAAUAGCAUUGCUUCAGCAGGGGAGAAAGUUUAACGAAUCUAAUGACAGUAGUGAACUUGAAUGUUUUCAUCAGGCUGCUACUAGACUUGGAAUCACAUCUUCAAGAGUAGCUCUUACUGAAAGAAGAGCUCUUAAAAAACUCAUAGAAAGGGCUCGGGCUGAGGAAGACAAGCGGAAGGAAUCGAUUAUUGCAUUUCUGUUACACCUUAUGAGGAAAUACUCCAAGUUAUUUAGAAGUGAGUUCUCUGAUGAUAAUGAUUCUCAGGGUUCUCAACCUUGUUCUCCCACUGUUCAGAGACCUCUUGAGGAUGGUGUUCCUAGCGGCCAUUCUCAGGCCUUUGACAGACAGAUUUCAAAACUUAGUUCCUUUAAUUUUAAGCCAAGUAAUAGGAAAUCAGGGCAGAUGCUCCUUCCACCUGAAGAGUUAAGGUGUCCAAUAUCUCUGCAACUUAUGAGUGAUCCUGUUAUAAUUGCUUCUGGGCAAACAUAUGAAAGGGUUUGUAUAGAAAAAUGGUUCAGGGAUGGGCACAACACCUGCCCAAAGACUCAACAGAAACUUUCACAUCUUUCUUUGACUCCUAAUUACUGUGUUAAGGGUCUUGUGGCUAGUUGGUGUGAACAUAACGGAGUUCCCAUUCCUGAAGGCCCUCCUGAAUCUCUUGAUUUUAACUACUGGAGAUUGGCAUUAUCAGAUUCUGAAUCCACAAAUUCAAGAUCCGUAAACUGUGUCAGCUCUUGCAAGUUGAAGGGUGUCAAAGUUGUUCCUCUAGAAGAGAGUGGCAUCGCAGAACAAACUGGGGGAAAUGAAACUGAAAGUUUGUCUGCUCAAGAGGAAGAUAAUGAGCAGUACUCUAGUUUUCUGAAAGUAUUGACCGAAGGGAACAAUUGGAAGAGUAAGGGUAAAGUGGUAGAACGGUUAAGGCUGUUGCUGCGGGAUGAUGAUGAAGCCAGGAUACUUAUGGGGGCUAAUGGAUUUGUUGAAGUACUUUUGCAGUUUCUGCAAUCAGCUGUGCAUGAAGGGGAUGUAAUGGCUCAAGAAAGUGGAGCUAUGGCUCUGUUCAACCUUGCUGUGAAUAACAACAGAAAUAAGGAAAUUAUGAUAUCAGCAGGAAUCUUAUCGUUGGUGGAGGAAAUGAUCUCAAACACUAGUUCGCAUGACUGUGCAGCCGCCUUGUAUCUGAAUCUCUCUUGCCUUGAAGAAGCCAAGACUGUGAUUGGAAUGAGUCAGGCUGUCCAGUUCCUAAUCCAGAUUCUUCAAGCCAACACUGAAGUCCAGUGCAAGAUAGAUUCCCUCCAUGCACUCUAUAAUCUUUCUACUGUGCCCUCCAACAUUCCAAACCUCCUUUCAUCUGGCAUCAUCAGUGGCCUACAAUCGCUUCUUGUAGGCCAGGGUGAUAGCAUGUGGACAGAAAAAUGUAUAGCUGUUUUGAUAAAUUUGGCUGUUUCUCAAGCUGGAAGAGAGGAAAUAAUGUCGAGUCUUGGACUCAUAACCGCAUUGGCUUCGAUACUGGAUACUGGUGAACUCCUAGAGCAGGAGCAAGCUGCCUCUUGUCUCCUAAUUUUGUGUAACAGGAGUGAGAAAUGUUGUGAGAUGGUACUGCAAGAAGGGGUUAUACCUGCAUUGGUGUCAAUAUCAGUGAAUGGGACCUCAAGAGGAAGAGAAAAAGCUCAGAAACUCUUGAUGCUCUUCAGAGAGCAGAGACAACGUGACCAUUCACCAGAUAAGACACAUGAAUGCCCACCUGAUGAAACUAGUGAUUUGUCCAUGCCUCCUCAUGAAACGAAACCUUUAUGUAAAUCAAUAUCUAGAAGAAAGGUGGGGAAAGCUUUUAGCUUUCUCUGGAAAACUAAGAGCUAUUCUGUUUACCAAUGUUAAGUUCCAUGUAAAUCUUUGUUUGGUUCUUAACUUUUUUGACCCUUCUUUUAUCCUCCUCUUACUCCUUCUUCCAUGUUGCUGCCUACUUUUUGGUUUCC
Gastrolobium bilobum is the source of this 2682-nucleotide messenger RNA. RefSeq names its product U-box domain-containing protein 45-like. The transcript has 6 exons. Lineage: Eukaryota; Viridiplantae; Streptophyta; Magnoliopsida; Fabales; Fabaceae. The record is from RefSeq and is a predicted model, not a curated record. The coding region runs from base 284 to 2584 and encodes 766 amino acids. Gene Ontology annotation, cellular component: nucleus; cytoplasm. Gene Ontology annotation, biological process: protein ubiquitination. Gene Ontology annotation, molecular function: ubiquitin-protein transferase activity; protein binding.